Molecule: messenger RNA, 7789 nt
Organism: Coregonus sp. 'balchen'
Lineage: Eukaryota; Metazoa; Chordata; Actinopteri; Salmoniformes; Salmonidae
Source: the annotation of a GenBank genome assembly
CCAUCCUUGGGAGACUGUCACCAAGGCUGCUAUGCAGAAGUACCCCAACCCCAUGAACCCCAGUGUGUUUGGGGUGGAUGUGUUGGACCGUAGCGUGGACACGCGGGGACGCCUGCACAGCAACAGACUGCUCAGCGCUGAGUGGGGCCUGCCCUCCAUCGUCAAAUCAGUAAGUGUUUUUUUUUUUUUUUUCUUUCAGUAGAAAUACAAAACGUAGGCCUAUUAGAGGUUCUAUAUAUGUCUGGACGAAAGACAGGAUCUAUCACAGUAGAUUCUACUUUAGCAACAUAGUAGUAAGCAGUGAGCGUCAUACUAGCCUUUUCGUUCAGUGUUGGGCAUUUUCUGUGCAAUAGCCAUAGAAAUAGAAAAUUAAAUGUUUGUCAUGCAAAUGCUUCAUAAAAUGAAAGUACUGCUAGACAGUUUCUUCGACUGGACAACAAACUGCUGUUUCAAACCUUUCAACUGCUGUGUCACAAACAAAACAAAAGUGGGGUGUCAUGGUUUGAGACUCCUCCUGGUAGACUUCUCCUCUAGUAGCCUCAGUCAGUGUUAUUUGAGUUCAUAGCCUCACAGCCAUAGAUCUCAGUUACACAUUCUCACACUCUCUGCUUCUUCCAUUAUGCAGUACUUGACCUUACCCCAUUGGCCCCCAGUACUCCCAGCCGUAGGGUGCUAUUCCUGGGUGGGGGGGGGGGGGGGGUAAGAGCAAUAGGCACUGCCCGUGGCACGAGACUGUAUUGCUCUACGUCUGGCACAUACUGUCCUGAACAAGCUGGUGCCAUUCCUGUUCCUAGUGUCCUGGCAGUACAGAGCUACCCCUAUAAAACAUAAUCCUGUCUGCUCGGUACAGAACUGUCCCUAUAAAACACAACCCUCUUAUCGUUGAUGUAACAGGCAUACCUCUAACUAUGCUGCCAGGGGCCUACUCAGAGGUUGCUUUGAAUGGUUUCCAGUCUCAUCACGAUGUUCUUGUCUGGGGUAGCUAUUAAACACUGUCCGUAAUUAGUUUGCUCUUUGCUGCACAUGCAAAUUGCCACGAUUACAGUUAUGACUAUGAAGGCAUGCAAAUUGCCACGAUUACAGUUAUGACUAUAAAGGCAUUGUAAAAGAUUCAGUGAUUAGAUUAAUUUAAUCUUGAUUUAUUGACAGUAUUAAAUGACAGUUCAUACAUCUCAUUCCUCCGUUUUUUGAAUAAUCUUCCUAUUAUUCAUCCUUUUGAAAUGAGGUCAUCUCCAGAGCUCUGUUCUGACCCAUAGUCCAGUUGUAUGGAAGCAUUAACCACUGUCCUUUCAUCUCAGAACCAGGGCUGUCGCGAGAGACUACUCAACUCUGCCUUUGGUUUAGCUCCUGGGAGGGAAGGUCGGCAGACUGCUACUAAUAUCACGGCUAAGUCCUUUGACAGUCUUGCUCCUCCACCGACCAAAUCAUGGACGGGACACAGUCUCCUGGGCUCCGAUUCAAAAAGCUUCUCAGAGUAGGAUUGCUGCUCUAGGAUCAGGUUCCCCUUGUCCAUGUAAAUCUAAUUUUAUUAUGAUCUGAAAGGGAAAAGUGAUACUAGACGAAGCACUACUGCUCAGACGUUUGGUGACCACCGUGCCCUGAUCUACACAAUUGCUAUCAAUAUCACUGCUAAGUCCUUUUUUUUAAAAGUCUAGCACAAAAACCGUCCAAAAUCACUGACGGGGCAUAGAUGUCGUCGGGUAAUCUCUGAGACUGCCAAUAAACUGAGACAGCAAAUAUGACCUUCAGAAAAGAACAAGAUUAUAAGUGAGUGGACGGUUAAAUUAACACCCUUUGAACUUGUGAAGGUUCCCUGUUGGAGUGAAGGAGGCCAAGUCUACAGUAGAUUACAGAGAAACCAGAUUAACCAAUCUGUUAGAUCCAGCACUGUCUGACCUGUCCAUAGACGUGUCCCAUAUACCUAGCUAGUACACAAAGGAAACUGUCUGAUACAUGUGUUGAGUUCAGUACAGUAUGAAUACUGUGUCUUGGGGACACUCUGUACUCCGUCAGGACAUUUGAAUGACACUAAACAGGCCGGGCCUGGUGCUUUGAUCAUGUGGGUUCUAUUGUAUUGUUUCUCUCUCCAGAUCAUUGGCAGAACACAGACGUGCACGUACAUCCAGGAGCAUUCUGUAGUGGACCCCGUUGAAAGGACAUUCGAGCUUCAAUCUUCAAAUGUGAGUUCUGAAACGUUUUAUGAUUUCAGCAUAAUGUUGUAUAUAAUACAUGUUGACAUUGAGACAUACACCGAGUGUACUAAACAUUAAGAGUACCUGCUCUUUCCAUGACACAGACUGACCAGAUGAAUCCAGGUGAAAGCUAUGACCCCUUAUUGAUGUCACUUGUUAAAUCCACUUCAAUCAGUGUAGAUGGAGGAGACAGGUUGAAGAAGGAUUUUUAAGCCUUGAGACAUGGAUUGUGUAUGUGUGCCAUUCAGAGGGUGAAUGGGCAAGGCAAAAUAUUUAAAUGCCUUUGAACGUGGUAUGGUAGUAGGUGCCAGGCGCACCGGUUUGUGUCAAGAACUGCUACACUGCUGAGUUUUUCCCGCUCAGCACUUUCCCGUGUGUAUCGAGAAUAGUCCACUACCCAAAGGACAUCCUGCCAACUUGACACAACUGGUAAAAAUUGGAGUCAACAUGGGCCAGCAUCCCUGUGGGAUGCUUUGUUCAUGUGUCGACGAAUUGAGGCUGUUCUGAUGUCUCCAUAACCUCAGGAAGUAGAGGGCAUUCUGCUGCCAUGUCUCCCUGUCUCCAUUACCUCAGGAAGUAGAGGGCAUUCUGCUGCCAUGUCUCCCUGUCUCCAUAACCUCAGGAAGUAGAGGGCAUUCUGCUGCCAUGUCUCCCUGUCUCCAUAACCUCAGGAAGUAGAGGGCAUUCUGCUGCCAUGUCUCCCUGUCUCCAUGACCUCAGGAAGUAGAGGGCAUUCUGCUGCCAUGUCUCCCUGUCUCCAUAACCUCAGGAAGUAGAGGGCAUUCUGCUGCCAUGUCUCCAUAACCUCAGGAAGUAGAGGGCAUUCUGCUGCCAUGUCUCCCUGUCUCCAUAACCUCAGGAAGUAGAGGGCAUUCUGCUGCCAUGUCUCCAUAACCUCAGGAAGUAGAGGGCAUUCUGCUGCCAUGUCUCCAUAACCUCAGGAAGUAGAGGGCAUUCUGCUGCCAUGUCUCCCUGUCUCCAUAACCUCAGGAAGUAGAGGGCAUUCUGCUGCCAUGUCUCCAUAGCCUCAGGAAGUAGAGGGCAUUCUGCUGCCAUGUCUCCAUAGCCUCAGGAAGUAGAGGGCAUUCUGCUGCCAUGUCUCCAUAACCUCAGGAAGUAGAGGGCAUUCUGCUGCCAUGUCUCCCUGUCUCCAUAGCCUCAGGAAGUAGAGGGCAUUCUGCUGCCAUGUCUCCCUGUCUCCAUAGCCUCAGGAAGUAGAGGGCAUUCUGCUGCCAUGUCUCCAUAGCCUCAGGAAGUAGAGGGUAUUCUGCUGCCAUGUCUCCAUAGCCUCAGGAAGUAGAGGGCAUUCUGCUGCCAUGUCUCCAUAGCCUCAGGAAGUAGAGGGUAUUCUGCUGCCAUGUCUCAAUAGCCUCAGGAAGUAGAGGGCAUUCUGCUGCCAUGUCUCCCUGUCUCCAUAGCCUCAGGAAGUAGAGGGCAUUCUGCUGCCAUGUCUCAAUAGCCUCAGGAAGUAGAGGGCAUUCUGCUGCCAUGUCUCCCUGUCUCCAUAACCUCAGGAAGUAGAGGGCAUUCUGCUGCCAUGUCUCCCUGUCUCCAUAACCUCAGGAAGUAGAGGGCAUUCCAUUCUCUGCCAUGUCUCCAUAGCCUCAGGAAGUAGAGGGCAUUCUGCUGCCAUGUCUCCAUAGCCUCAGGAAGUAGAGGGUAUUCUGCUGCCAUGUCUCCAUAACCUCGGGAAGUAGAGGGCAUUCUGCUGCCAUGUCUCCCUGUCUCCAUAACCUCAGGAAGUAGAGGGCAUUCUGCUGCCAUGUCUCCAUAACCUCGGGAAGUAAAGGGCAUUCUGCUGCCAUGUCUCCCUGUCUCCAUAACCUCAGGAAGUAGAGGGCAUUCUGCUGCCAUGUCUCCAUAGCCUCAGGAAGUAGAGGGUAUUCUGCUGCCAUGUCUCCAUAACCUCAGGAAGUAGAGGAAAUUCUGCUGCCAUGUCUCGCUGUCUCCAUAACCUCAGGAAGUAGAGGGCAUUCUGCUGCCAUGUCUCCCUGUCUCCAUAGCCUCAGGAAGUAGAGGGCAUUCUGCUGCCAUGUCUCCAUAACCUCAGGAAGUAGAGGGCAUUCUGCUGCCAUGUCUCCCUGUCUCCAUAGCCUCAGGAAGUAGAGGGCAUUCUGCUGCCAUGUCUCCAUAGCCUCAGGAAGUAGAGGGCAUUCUGCUGCCAUGUCUCCCUGUCUCCAUGACCUCAGGAAGUAGAGGGCAUUCUGCUGCCAUGUCUCCAUAGCCUCAGGAAGUAGAGGGCAUUCUGCUGCCAUGUCUCCAUAACCUCAGGAAGUAGAGGGCAUUCUGCUGCCAUGUCUCCAUAACCUCAGGAAGUAGAGGGCAUUCUGCUGCCAUGUCUCCAUAACCUCAGGAAGUAGAGGGCAUUCUGCUGCCAUGUCUCCAUAACCUCAGGAAGUAGAGGGCAUUCUGCUGCCAUGUCUCCAUAGCCUCAGGAAGUAGAGGGCAUUCUGCUGCCAUGUCUCCAUAACCUCAGGAAGUAGAGGGCAUUCUGCUGCCAUGUCUCCAUAACUUCAGGAAGUAGAGGGCAUUCUGCUGCCAUGUCUCCCUGUCUCCAUAGCCUCAGGAAGUAGAGGGCAUUCUGCUGCCAUGUCUCCCUGUCUCCAUAGCCUCAGGAAGUAGAGGGCAUUCUGCUGCCAUGUCUCCCUGUCUCCAUAACCUCAGGAAGUAGAGGGCAUUCUGCUGCCAUGUCUCCCUGUCUCCAUAGCCUCAAGAAGUACAUUUACAUUUUAGUCAUUUAGCAAACGCUCUUAUCCAGAGUGACUUACAGUUAGUGAGUGCGUACAUUUUUCAUACAGGCCCCCCGUGGGAAUCGAACCCACAAUCCUGGCGUUGCAAGCGCCAUGCUCUACCAACUGAGCUACAGGAGGCAUUCUGCUGCCAUGUCUACCUGUCUCCAUGGCCUCAGGAAGUAUGGGUGCUGAGGGUGCUGCAGCACCGUCCGAAAAAUCGGAAUAAAAAAAAAAUUAAUUAAUUUAAAAGAUAUAGAUUUUUAGAAACAAAUAUUUUUUCACAAAAGUAGUGCACAUAUAAAGUGGGCAAAUAGUAUGUAAACAUUAAAGUUACCAGUCUUCAAUGACUAUGUACAUAGAGCAGCAGUCUCUAAGGUUCAGGGCAGGCUACUGGGUCGAGGCCGGCUAGUGGUGACUGUUUUAACAGUCUGAUGGCCUCGAUAGAAGCUGUUUCUCAGUCUCUCGGCCUCAGGGGGGUGCAACUCAAUAUUAGGAAGGUGUUCUUAAUGUUUUGUACACUCAGUGUUUAUCUGUUUCAUAGGUGACAUGUUGUAGACCUAUAGCCUAGCUGUUCCAUUAGAAUAUAUAUAUAUAUUUUAAAAAAUUUACCAGACCUGUAACCAUUUACAAAACAUGCUCUGUUUUGAAGAAUCUGAAACUCUGGAAGCUGUCUUGAUCUAAUUUCCAAUAGCAGAUGAGUGUGUCUCAGAACUGAGGAACCCUUAAUGCAAUGAGUCAAGUGGUAAAACAUUUCUGGAAGGAGGUUUACCUUGUUCUAUACUAACCAAAAAUAUAAAAGAAACAUGCAACAAUUUCAAUGAUUUUACUGAGUUACAGUUCAGAUAAGGAAAUUAGUCAAUUGAAAUAAAUAAAUUAGGCCCAAAUCUAUGGAUUUCAAAUGACUGGGCAGGUGUGGCCUACCCACUGGGGAGCCAGGCCCAGCCAAUCAGAAUGAGUUCUUCCCCACAAAAGGGCUUUAUUACAGACAGAAAUACUCAGCUGGUCUGACGAUCCCGCAGGUGAAGAAGACUGAUGUGGAGGUCCUGGGCUGGCGUGGUUACACAUGGUCUGCGGUUGUGAAGCCGGUUGGAUAUACUGCCAAAUUCUCUAAAACGACGCUGGAGGUGGCUUAUGGUAGAGAAAUGAACAUUCAAUUCUCUGACAACAGCUCUGGUGGACAUUCCUGCAGUUAGCAUACCAAUUGCAUGCUUGCUCAACUUGAGACAUCUUUGGCAUUGUGUUGUGUGACCAAAACAGCACAUUUUAGUGGCCUUUUAUUGUCCCCAGCACAAGGUGCACCUGUGUAAUGAUCAUGCUGUUUAAUCAGCUUCUUAAUAUGCCACAUCUGUCAGGUGGAUGGAUUAUCUUGGCAAAGGAGAAAUGCUCACUAACAGGGAUGUAAACACAUUUGUGCACAGAAUUUGAGAGAAAUAAGCUUUUUUUGCAUAUGGAAAAUGACUGAUAUUUUAUUUCAGCUCAUAUUUUUGUUCAGUAUAGUUCACAGUAAUUUAGUGUAAAUGUGUAUAUUACAUUGAACCCUGAACAUGUCUAAUGCUGUCUGCCUUUAUGAUUAUCUCUCUCUGCAGAUCACAUUCACUAACAUGGUGUCAGUGGAUGAGAAGCUUACAUACAGACCACACCCUGAUGACCCAGAGAAGUAAGUACAGUCAGACAAGUAAGGCUUUACUAACUUUGUGCCAUGUUUACAGUGUAUCGGGCUACUUGAAAUGGGAGAUGUCAAACUCAGUGUGACUUCCCUGGUUAAAUGAAGGAUAAAUGCAUUACAUAAAUAUAUUUUAAUAUCUAAUUCUCCACUCUUGUCUGUGCAGGACGAUAUUGACCCAAGAAGCUCUCAUCUCAGUCAAAGGGGUCAGUCUGAGUAGCUACCUUGAGGGAGUUUUGGCUAGCACCAUCUCUGCAAACGCAGGCAAGGUACGUGAUCUCGGUCUACUCCUCACCUACCCAGAUGGCUGGUUAGAGAAACACUUGUAUCUGCAUGUAGUUUGAAAAACGAAUUGUAUGAUGUCCAUGAUAGCUUGGUCUCAGAUCUCUUUGCACUGUAUAGCCUACACCUAUGCUCAUGUUUGGCAUGAAAACUACCAUAGACGCUAUACAACACAACCAGAUCCGGCACCAGGCUAUGUCCUUUAGAACUCCGAGAUCAUUUAUACCGUUAUUUUUUAUUUAUUUAUUUUUUUCCCCUUCUAAUUUGACUCCUCUCCUCUUCCUCCAUCAGGGUCGUGAGGCGAUGGAGUGGGUGAUCAGGAAGCUAAAUGCAGAGAUCGAAGAGUUGGCAGCUGCAGCCCGCGGCACCAUGAGGACGCCCAUGGCUGCUGCUAUGACUGCAGAGAAAUGAUACAUCCUCCACCCUCUGCAUUCCCAGUCUGGGGACAUUGUUCUUCUGUGCCAGAACAGACUCCACCUCCCGUUGUGCUGCUCUGAUUCUCAUUAACUGGCCAGCCAGGCAUCACAUCUCCAAGUUUGAUUACAAUUCAAGUACUGUAUUUAUUAUUAAUAUUUAUUAUUAUUAUUUAAGUACUAACUGAAAUGAAGGGAACAACGGUAAUCCUAAUAUAUCUAUUUUUGAAAAUUUUUAUAGAAAAAAUAAACUCCUAGAGGACCAUCUCAAAUGCAGUGUCUGUUGGAGUAGAAUCUAAAUAUGCUCAGUUGCUCUGUGCCCAAGAUGGAGACUAGAGCAGGGUCAUGCUAUGUUAUGCCAUUAUUAUUAGAAUGCACUAGUACUAGGUAAUAGCCUCAGGGACAGUGUAAAAUAUAGAGGACGGUUCAGAGAGUAACAACUUGGUUCUGUACCGAACUUGAUGGACAGUGCUAGCCUGGUCCCAGAGUUGGCAAGAGAGCACAAAC